Messenger RNA from Synchiropus splendidus (mandarinfish), 3324 nucleotides. RefSeq names its product plakophilin-3-like. Gene Ontology annotation, cellular component: cytoplasm; plasma membrane; nucleus. The transcript is spliced from 13 exons. Bases 70 to 2409 code for a protein of 779 amino acids. The record is from RefSeq and is a predicted model, not a curated record. Gene Ontology annotation, molecular function: cadherin binding. NCBI's taxonomy places the organism in Eukaryota, Metazoa, Chordata, Actinopteri, Syngnathiformes, Callionymidae. Gene Ontology annotation, biological process: cell-cell junction assembly; cell-cell adhesion.
UGGACGUCGCGGCCCUGGCUCUUUCUCCUCCGCUCCUUCCUCGGAACCUUCGCUGCUCACCGUGCUGUCAUGAGCGCCGCGGCGGCCGAGGGCUGCUUCCUGUCGGCCCUGCAGCCCAACUCCUCCUGCACCGCCUACGGUCUCCCCUCGGACGGUCCGUGUCAGGACCCGGCGGCCAAGGCCAGGCGCGUCCAGGAGCAGGUCCGGAUGCGGCUGGCCGAGAAGAAGUGCUCCUCUCUGAGCAGGCUGGACGACUCCAGCCUCGGUGCCGCCGAGUACACGUCCCCUCCUCACAGCAGCUUCUCUCACAGCGCUGGCUUCAGCUCCAGGUCCAUGAUCCACACACCCACCCGCCCCAUGGCUGUGUCUACAGGACCGCUGUACAACGCCGGCUUCUCCUCCCGCUCGGCUGCAGAAACAAGUUCUCGAGUGUCCCAGUCCCGGAGCAGCACGGUGCACAGCAGCUACCAGACCUCCCAGGGCCACAGCAGAAGCCGACGCUCCAAGUCCAUCGGCCAGGCAGACCAGGAGCUUCAUUUGACGUUGCCCCUUUUCCCAGCAGAGAACGGCAACUAUCCCCUGCCGGUUCCCCCUGCUGGCAUUUUGAGACGCAGCCUCAGCGGCACGCUGGCUCAGGGCAGGGUCUGCCCACAGGAAGAGGAGCUGCCGUACCAGUACAUCUACAAAGGUCCGUCCCACCGCACCAUAAGCCGCAUCACCAACCGCCAGCAGCAUUUCCAGCAGCAGAACGCUUUUGGCCAGGAGAACUGGGCGGGGACCAGUAGGAUCGUCCCGGUCCAGGGAGAUGGCUGGGGCGCCCAGUGGCAGCAGCAGCAGGCUUCCAGGUCUAACCAUGGUUUUGAGUGUGGGUAUCAGACGUCCCCUCUGCAGAGGGUGGCCUCACUCCGCAGCGUGAGAAGUGUCGGGAAAGGCAUGGACGUGAUAGAGGGAGCCUCGAUACACAGCAACGACCCGAUGGGAGGGCUGCACGGUCUGGACAUGCCCACAGCAGUCAGGUAUCUCUCGGAGCAUGACACGGCCUUGCAGGCCCUCGGAGCAGCGUAUAUACAACACCAGUGUUACCAUAGCAACGACGCCAAAAACCAGGUGCGGGUCCUGCACGGAGUCCCAGCACUGGUCAACCUGUUCUCCAGUGAGAACGAGGAAGUCCAGCGCUUUGCCACCGGAGCCAUGCGUAACCUCAUCUAUGAGAACUCCGACAACAAAGCUGCGCUCAUCGACGCUGGGGGAGUGAUGCGCUUGGUCAACAUCCUGGGGGAGCCUGAUGAGGAGCUGCGGAAGAACAUCACAGGCGUCCUGUGGAACCUCUCAUCCAGAGACAACCUGAAGGAGAAACUAUCCAAAGAGGCUUUAGCGGAGCUCACAGAGAAGGUCCUCAUUCCUCUUUGUAGCAGCUUCCCACUGAGCCCGUCCGAGAGAGACAUCUUCUACAACACCACCGGCUGCCUGAGGAACCUGAGCUCUGUGAACCAGAAGACCAGGGAGAAGAUGAGAGAUAUGCGAGGCCUGGUGGACUCACUCUUGUCCUACGUGCAACAAGAAGAGCGGCCAAAUGACAAGGGUUUGGAAAACUCCCUGUGUGUGCUGAGAAACCUGUCCUACCAGCUGUACUCGGAGCUGCCCCCCUCAGUCCGCCACCGUCUGGAGGGUCCGACCAGAGGCUCGGCCCACAUGGAGAGGGACGCCAUUGGCUGUUUCAAUAUAUACAACAAGAAACAAUCGAAGCAGCAUCACCAGAACCUGUCCAUCCUGUCCGAAGUGUCGCGGCAGCCAAAGGGGGCGGAGUGGCUGUGGCACCCGAACAUUGUGGCUGUGUACAAACUGAUUCUUCAGAACAGUGACAGCAGCUGCGCCAGCCAGGAAGCAGCGCUGGGGGCGCUGCAGAACCUGACAGCCGGAGACGCUCGGUGGGCGUCGGUGCUGAGCACCGUGGUGCUGGAGCAGGAGAGGAUGCUGCCCAUCCUGCUGGAUCUGUUGGACACUGAAAAUGAGGUGGUGCUGAGACCACUGUCAGGUCUGCUGAGGAACCUCGCCAGGCACGGCAACAACAAGGACCACAUAGCCAAGAACAUGGUGAAUGUGCUGGUGUCCAAACUGCCCAGUGACGGUCAUCAGAAAACUCCCUCCAGUGAAGUAGUGGUCAACAUCUGCGGGACCCUGAAUCACCUGGUCACCAGCAGCUCCCUGGCAGCCAGAGACAUCUCCUACUUUGGUGGACUGUCCAAACUUAUGGGCAUUAAAACGUCCCACGAUAACAGCUCAGGGAGUCUGAAAGCAGCCCGAGCCGCCUCCACCGUCCUUUGCAACAUGUUCCAUUACAGCAAACUGCACAAAGACUACAAGAUGAAAGGCUUCUCCAGGCGAGACUUCACAGACAUCAGCGUCUGACUUCACACCGCUCCAGACCUUCUGGACCCUCUGGGGGCGAGGCCCGGCUGAGUCGCUGCAAGAGUUGGGAGUUUUUAAUCACUGCUUUGUCGCUAAGCUUGGAAGAUGUGUUUCAGAUGGAUGUAAAUAGUGAUUUACCAAAAAACACGCGGCUCCUUUUCCUCCACGGUGUUGGAUUCAAUUCCUUUCCUUCACAAGAAGAGUCUUCAUAUACUGUAGGCACUUGAAGAUCGAGAAAGUGUCAUAGAAACAUGGUCAACAUGAAUCCCCAGCAAAGAUCCGUCCAAGCAGAAGUGAUGCUCAGUCAGUGCUCGAGAACAUGGACUCUUCCUCCAUCAUGUCACAGUGGGGAAAAAAAAGACGUGUUUCAUAACAAAGAGGAAGUGGACCUGAAGUCGCCGUGGACUCACACAUGUUGCUUGUCUUGUCUGUACAGUGGAGGCGAGAAGGCAUCAUGAAUCACGACUGUAAUCUUUGUCUCGUGGCAUUUCCUGUCGGGGGUUGCCUCCCCUCCUCCACCGUAACCUCGCUCUCCUCUCCACACCAUCUGACCUCCCUAACUCGGCCUCCAGACUCCUCCACACCAGCUGUCCCUCUGACACGACAGUCUCUCAACCUUCCAUCACGGCAGGUCCCUUUCACUCCAGCCGCCUCUAUUCUGGGACACAUCACCUCCUCCCUGCCUGCGCUCUCCUCUUCGCACCAGGAAGAUUCGGAUGACGUGAGCCUGCCGCCCUUCCUCGCCGUGUAUCACCGCCACGUUUCUCCUCACAGGAAAUGAAGUUAGUAAAGAGGAAGUCUUCUUCUGUGACCUGUACUCUCAUCCAGCCUUGUCUCUCUGUUGCUACUGCUCCUGGUACUGUUUCCUCUGGCAUCAGCCUCGUGCUCAUGAAGAAUAAAGCUCGCUUUCAUAUG